AUGAAGUACUUGGGGCAUGAAAGAGGCAACGCCCAAUUCGAUGCCCAUCGCCGCAACUUCAUCACUGAGGCCGAUUUUGCCCAAAUUUCCGCAUACGGUCUGAACACCGUUAGAAUUCCGAUUGGCUACUGGAUACGAGAAGCAGGUGGUGGAGAGGAUAGAACUUGGGCCCCAGGUGGAAUCACCUAUCUGGAUCGUGCGAUUAGAGAAUGGGGCCCCAAGCAUAAACUUUUCGUGCUCAUCUCAAUCCACGCAGCUAGGGGAAGUCAAAAUGGAUGGGAUAGCAGCUCGCCGCAGGAAUUUUUAAAGACCAAUUGGGAUAAGCAUCAGGAAAACAUCGACGACACCGUAGCACUGGCCAACUGGUUAGCGUUACGCUAUAAAGACGAUAUCUGCUUCUUAGGAAUCGGGCUGCUAAACGAACCGAACAAAGUGGAUCCUGAUAAAUUAACCAGAUACUAUCUGGAGGCUGGUGCUCGGAUACGUGAGCAUAGUGAUAUCGAGUGGAGUCUGGCUGCCGCGGUUCCCAUGAAUGAGGAGCAGAUGCGAAGGUUUGCAAAGGCCCAACUUGUCGCCUACAAAAAGGCGCGGGGCGGGUGGAUCUUCUGGACUUGGAAAUUCUAUGGUGAAGAUGAAGAUGGAACUAACGCUUGGAGCGCCAGGCAAAUGUUCAAGAACGGGUUAUUGCCGAGAAUUGAUUUGGAUUCGGAA
Mesorhabditis spiculigera is the source of this 711-nucleotide messenger RNA. The record is from the annotation of a GenBank genome assembly. NCBI's taxonomy places the organism in Eukaryota, Metazoa, Nematoda, Chromadorea, Rhabditida, Rhabditidae.